ACUCUUUUGAAAGGAACCUCUUCGCUCGGAAGUCCAGGUGCCUUUCGGCCGGGCCCUAACAUCAAGAUUCCUGGCCAACCGAAACUAAAAGGUAUUUUGGUUCAGAUGUGCCUAAUGUCAACUGCAGCAGACGAUGGGGACAAAUAAAAAAUUCAUAUACGUACUGGCAUUGCUGUUAACCAUCGUGACUGGCUCUGUGUGGCGUUUUUUGUGGGUGAAUAAAGGUGUCUUGGUAAACUUGAGUAGCCGGAUGCAAAGCAUCGGAGUCUGGAAAUCCAUUCAACAAAAUCCGCAAAGACUGCUUUCUGCGAUUUCUGAUGACCAUAAUGAAUUGCCUGAAUCCGUGAAUUUGACAUUUGAGCAUGGAUAUGUAGUUUUCAGACCAAGAAAUUACAGCCAGACAACUGGGAAGCGAUUUGUGUAUCUCAUUCAGAGCCCAAGUAAAGGGGUCAUCAAAGGAUUACAAGAAACCAAGGAACGUGACGUCAUUUGGAUGACGUUUGGGGAUAUGUCAGGUGACAUUUACGCCCCGGGCACCUCCCACCUUUCCGGUAGAAAUGUGCUUCUUCAACACGCGGUGAACUUAGCGGCCCAAAUGAAAGACGGCGGCUAUCUGUAUUAUAUAUUAUUGGACGAUGACGUGGAGCUUUCGGUUAGGACGGAUGGGCAGGUCAAUUGGAAAGCUUGGUCCAAGAUGGCAUCGGAUCCCUAUCAGAGGUUCGAGGAGUUUCUUAUGCAUUACCAACCUGCUGUGGGUUACGUGCGUUACCAAGAUAUGAGUAGACAGUUUGUCAAUAAACAAGAACCCGUAAACUUGAACUGGGAUUUUGAUGAGUGUUUGAAUGCGUUUCACAAGGAUACACUGUCCUUUCUGAUACCGUAUGAUUUGCACCUCGAUUAUGAAUCGUGGUGGUAUGGUGGCUGGAUUACUCGUCAGUUGAUCUCGAUGCUGUAUCACAGCUAUCGCAUGCAAUGCAACUCACUGCAUGUUACGAAUCAUAUAUCAGACAGACCUAUUUCGAAGAACAGAUACAAGAAAUUUUUUGAUUAUGAAAAACCGCGGGACUAUAUUUCGUCAGCAUUGCUGACAAAAACAAAAGCCAGACCAGCUAGAGCCAAUACAUUAAUCCAGGCUCUAUUGAAAGGAACCACUUCGCUCAGCAGUCCAGGUACCCUACAACCGGGUCCUAGCGUCCGAAUUCCCGGCCAGCCGAAACUAAAAGGUAACCAUUCGCAUCUUGUGACGCCGGAUUUUAUCCUACAACACUGGGACCCUACCCAUCCCAUGAUUAGAAAGAAAUUAACUUGGUUGCAAACACCAGAAAUACUGAAAAUCCUCGGAUUAGAUAACCGUCGUCUGCAGCCGUUUACACCUGACACUUUGUACUGCACCGCACCAAAUACAUUUUCACUUACGAUUGGUCCAUGAUGUAAAUGAUAAACAUUAUAUACACCUGUACGUACAUGUACCAAUUAUAUGCUUUAAAGACGCCUUUCAGUAUUAGAAUUGAUUAUUUGAA
This is a messenger RNA of Lingula anatina, 1520 nucleotides long. RefSeq lists its product as uncharacterized. NCBI's taxonomy places the organism in Eukaryota, Metazoa, Brachiopoda, Lingulata, Lingulida, Lingulidae. The record is from RefSeq and is a predicted model, not a curated record.